AUGAACUUUGAUGAUUUGACAGAAGAACAGAAGCAGCAACUAUAUCUUCAGCAUUUACAACAGCAGCAACAAUUACAGCAGCAACAACAACAACGACAACAACAUGCAAACUCUCAUUAUGGCCAACAACAGAGCCGCCAACAACAGUACCCCCCACAGCAACAGGCACACUCGUUGUCGCACCAUGACGACAGCUAUAUGGACGAGGAUACAACCCAGAUAAUCGAAGAGCCGCCAGUUCAGCUACACGAGCAUUCACCGGUUCGCGCCAAUCAACAACAGCAAUAUUUAUCAGCCCCAGAUCAGUAUGCGCUACACACGGUGCCAUCGCCGAAGUUUGCCCAUCUGGAAAGACUAGAUGGUGGUGAAUACCCAAACCACUAUAGCAAUGGUCGAGGCGUGCAAUUUAGUUCUAUUGAUUCAAUGAAUUUCCAGCCACCAGGAACCCAGUUUACUCAAUUGAAUAACCAGAGUAGUACCAAUCUUUCUGAGAUUAGUAGUGGUCACUCGGUAUUAUCGAAUUCAUACUUGCCUUUACAUGAUAAGUUGACGCCGCCUGUACAGCAAUCUCAAGCUCCAGCCACUACAAUUCAACAGCAGCAGCAGCAACAACAACAACAACAACAACAACAGCAGCAACAACAACAGCAGCAACAACAACAACAGCAGCAACAACAACAACAACAACAGCAACAGCAACAGCAACAACAACAACAACAACAACAACAACAACAACAACAACAACAACAACAACAACAACAACAACAACAACAACAGUACCAUAGCCAACACCAAAACCAAAAUCAACACCAGCAUCAGCAUCAUGAGCAGAGCGUCAAUAAUGCAUUCACGCCGUUGAACUCGCGUGGGUUGGAAUCGGGCGGUUCGCAACAUCAGCAAGCACCCGAGGCUUCGAGUUAUGUCUAUUUCAACCGACAACCACAUCUCUUACCUAUUGAAGUGCAAGAUCGCGGCAAGGCCAUCAAGUUGAAAAUGGAAGAUUUUUAUAACCAGGCUAUUACUCAUGCCGUGGAGAGAAAUCUGAGACGGUUGGAAAUGGAGCGUAAGUUGAUUAAUGAAGGCGCGGGGAUCUCGGAGGAGCGCAAGAAUAGACAUAUCCUGAACUACCACAAGAAGGAAACGCAAUUUUUAAGGUUGAGAAGAACGAAAUUGGCGUUGGAAGAUUUCGAAACGAUUAAAGUUAUCGGGAAAGGUGCGUUUGGCGAAGUUAGAUUAGUGCAGAAACGAGAUAACGGAAACAUUUACGCGAUGAAGACCUUGUUGAAGUCUGAAAUGUUCAAGAAGGAUCAAUUGGCUCAUGUGCGUUCGGAAAGAGACGUGUUGGCCAAUAGUGACUCGCCCUGGGUGGUUUCGUUGUUGUACUCGUUUCAAGAUUCGCAAUAUCUUUACUUGAUUAUGGAAUAUUUACCCGGAGGCGAUUUGAUGACGAUGUUGAUUAGAUGGCAGAUUUUUACUGAAGAUAUCACCAGGUUCUAUAUGGCCGAGUGUGUCUUGGCCUUGGAGGCCAUUCAUCGGUUGGGGUUUAUCCACCGUGAUAUCAAGCCCGAUAAUAUCUUGAUUGAUAGACGUGGUCACAUCAAAAUCAGUGAUUUUGGCUUGUCCACGGGGUUCCACAAGACCCACGACUCCAACUAUUACAAGAAGUUGUUGGAAGAGAACCCUAGUAACCCAUUACAGGCCAAUCAGUUGACCGCUGCAGGUUCCUUGAAUGGGAGAAACUCCAUGAUGGUUGAUGCUAUACAUUUGACAAUGUCGAAUCGACAACAGAUGCAAACGUGGAGAAAAUCCCGAAGAUUGAUGGCUUACUCCACGGUGGGGACCCCCGAUUAUAUUGCACCUGAGAUUUUCGUGCACCAGGGGUAUGGCCAAGAAUGCGAUUGGUGGUCGCUUGGAGCGAUUAUGUUUGAGUGUUUAGUUGGGUGGCCGCCUUUUUGCGCCGAGACGCCUCAUGAAACGUAUAGGAAAAUCAUCAAUUGGCAAGAGACGUUACAGAUACCCGAUGAUGUGCAUUUAUCGCCAGAAGCAGAGGACUUGAUUAAGAAAUUGUUGACUUCAGCUGAACAUCGACUUGGGCGUUAUGGAGGAUCAGAUGAGAUUAAACAGCAUUCCUUUUUCCGAGGUGUGGACUGGGACACGAUUCGUAAGGUUGAUGCGCCGUUCAUCCCCAAGCUUCGCUCGAUUACUGAUACGAGGUUCUUCCCUACUGAUGAGUUGGAGAAUAUUCCCGAUAACCCUGUGUUGACCAAGGCGAUGGAGCAGCGCGAGUUGGAUGCGAAGAAGGGCGGCGCUGGCAGAAACCAGAACUCUAAGGAGGAUUUGCCGUUUAUUGGUUAUACUUAUUCGAGAUUUGACUAUUUGACAAGAAAGAAUGCUAUUUGA
Molecule: messenger RNA, 2400 nt
Organism: Lodderomyces beijingensis
Lineage: Eukaryota; Fungi; Ascomycota; Pichiomycetes; Serinales; Debaryomycetaceae
Source: the annotation of a GenBank genome assembly